Molecule: messenger RNA, 1257 nt
Organism: Alternaria triticimaculans
Lineage: Eukaryota; Fungi; Ascomycota; Dothideomycetes; Pleosporales; Pleosporaceae
Exons: 3
Coding region: 1-1257 (418 amino acids)
Source: RefSeq, a predicted model, not a curated record
AUGGAACAGCCACAGCUUUUCCAAGCUGAUGUAUUGGAUGUUCUCCGAGAUGGUAGUCAGGAGUUUCCCCACGGUCUUACAGUAUUCACUGUGCCCGGCGAAGGCUUCGAAAACAUUGCAGAGAACAAAGUACGUGCGUUCAUCAUUACGCCGUAUAGAGAUUUUGCUAUCAACCCGGCCAGCGACGACAUCAACUAUCCAUACGAAGUAAACAAGAUCAAAAAUCUGUUAGACAACAUCCUUGGACGGAAUGACGCACUGAUCAUACCCUACUCUCCGGCUGAGGAAAAUAAUCGGGAUGAGACGUCCCCGAAAGGCAAGAUCUACAUUCAAUAUGACCCCGUGACAGCCGCUCUCAUACCAGCAGAAGGCGGUUGCAAUCAGCAGCAAGUUGCGGCGAUAGAGCUUUGGUUUGAGGAUGCUCCGACCUACCGUUACAGAGACACAUGGCAGCCAUUCCCAGAUCAGGUUGUGCAGGCAAAGAAACGGUCCGUCGCAUCCAGUGGUAAAGACCUGCGCUUUCUCAGAGGAAGAGAGGUGACGGAUGCGGACGAAGCAGAGUGGAAAGAGUACGAGGCUUUGAUGAAACGUCAAGAUGGCGAUACUUGUGCUCGACCUAGCAACAGCUUCUUCGACCGUACCUACUCCGUCCACUUUCCAGACAACGGUCAGGCCGUCAUUGAGCGACUCAACCAGCGAAAGUUCAAGCCCACCGCCCUCGUCGAUAGCCACAUCAUCACCAACUUCAAAGUCUUAUUUGACGUCGGAGACUCCGUUUCUUACUUGGAAACCGGCCCAGCCCAGCACGAUGAAAUCACCUUCAGCAGCGCCCAAGCCGUCGUCUACAUCGCAAUCUCCGCCGCCACCUCAAACCGAGCCUCCGACGAAGGCAUUAUCGAAGGCAAUGGCGAAGACUACAACAACUGGACCUUCUUCGAGAUCAAACCCAACGCUCAAGCCGAUGGCUGCAGCGUGCCCGUCCUCAACGAUGUCUCGCGGCAAUGGUCCGAUGCCUCAGCCCUGUCGAACCCGCCGUGGCCGCACGGCACUUUCACCAUGCCACUGUUUGGAGAAGAGGACUGUGAAUACCUGAGUGAUGGGACUAACCCGGGUGUGCUUCAUUGUCCUAGUAUGGGUAAUGGAAAGACAGUCGGGUGUAAAGAGGCUGAUGAAAAGGACGAUGCUGAUGGUGUUACGGAUUGUAAUUAUCCGGGUCUUGAGAGGAAGGUCCAUGUUGUUGUUUAUUGUGAGUGGUAA